Callorhinchus milii (elephant shark) is the source of this 2902-nucleotide messenger RNA. It is a transcript of the gene wasla, whose product is annotated as WASP like actin nucleation promoting factor a. The record is from RefSeq and is a predicted model, not a curated record. NCBI's taxonomy places the organism in Eukaryota, Metazoa, Chordata, Chondrichthyes, Chimaeriformes, Callorhinchidae. Gene Ontology annotation, biological process: actin filament organization; regulation of Rho protein signal transduction. The transcript has 11 exons. Gene Ontology annotation, molecular function: actin binding; small GTPase binding. The coding region runs from base 177 to 1739 and encodes 520 amino acids.
AGUGACAGGGAGGUCCGGAACUCUGCGCCCGCGCGUGAGGUGGAGAGGGCCUCGGUGACGGUUGAGCGCGUGCGCCGAGUGGCUGGCCGAGACCACGCGCAUGCGCGGAGCGGCGGUGCCGCAGAGUCGGGGAUCGAGCCCAGCGAUCGGAGAGGAGGAGGAGGAGGAGGACAGCCAUGAUCCCCAACCAGCAGACCGGCCGCUCGCGCGUCUCCAACGCGGGCUCCAUCCUGCUCACCCCGCACGAGAACGACUGUCUCUUCCAGUGCCUGGGAAGGAAAUGCGUGACUUUAGCAUCAGCCGUCGUGCAAGUAUUUGCAUCGGAGCGUUUUCACUGGACAAAGAAAUGUUGUGGUGUGGCCUGCCUCAUCAAAGACAAUCCACAAAGGUCUUAUUUCAUCCGAGUUUACGACAUAAAGGAUGGGAGACUAAUGUGGGAGCAGGAAAUCUACAACAAUUUUAAUUAUUAUCAAGCCAGGACGUACUUUCACACAUUUGUUGGUGAUACCUGUCAAAUUGGACUGAAUUUUGCAAGUGAGGAAGAAGCAAAAAGAUACAGAUUUGCAGUGAAUGACAUAAUUGGCAGACGCCAAAGGAGAACAGAGAAAAGACGAGAGCCAGCACCACUAAAUGGGCCUUCUCUUCCUAUGGCUACAGUUGACAUCAAGAAUCCAGAAAUUACCAAUUCUCGAUACAGUACAGGGCCCAACAAUAUUAUGCAUGUGAAAGAUAAGAAGAAAGUAAAAGGUAAAAAGAAGAAAUUGACGAAGGCAGAUAUUGGAACACCAAGUAACUUCCAGCAUAUAGGACAUGUUGGCUGGGAUCCAAACACAGGUUUUGAUCUGAAUAACCUGGAUCCUGAACUGAAGAAUCUAUUUGACUUGUGUGGGAUUUCUGAAUCCCAACUGAAGGACAAAGAGACGUCCAAAAUCAUAUAUGACUUCAUUGAGAAGAAAGGGGGAGUUGAAGCUGUGAAGAAUGAGUUGCGCAGGCAAGCUCCUCCACCACCUCCACCAUCCAGAGGAGGUCUCCCCCCACCCCCACCCCCACACAGCUCAGGACCCCCUCCUCCCCCACUCCCUCCCGCUCGGGGCCGAGGAGUCCCUCCCCCUCCCCCUCCACCCCCUUCAAGAGCUCCUUCAGCAGCCCCAAUAGCAGCCCCCCCACCUCCGCCACCUUCCAGAUCAGUAGUGGGCGCCCCUCCACCACCUCCGCCCCCAAGCAGAACGUACACCCCACAUCCACCCCCCCCAAUGCACUCGGUUGCUGCUCCGUCAGGCCCUCCACUACCCCCUCCUCCCCCACCGCCUGCAGUUGGUGGUCCCGGAGCCCUGGCCCCCCCACCCCCACCUCCCCCACCUCCACCUCCUGGUCCACCUCCAUUCCUGGCACCAGCAAUGACAUUGAACAACAAUGAAAUUCCUUCGCCGACCGGGGGAACGGGGGCCCUUUUGGAUCAGAUCCGGGAAGGGACUCAUUUAAAGAAAGUGGACCAAAGCAGCCGGCCUGUGUCUUCCUCGGGAAGGGAUGCAUUAUUAGACCAAAUACGGCAGGGUUUUCAGCUAAAGACUGUAAAUGAGCAGGAUUCAUCUUCACAAGCACCUGCUUCGACAGCUGGGAUUGUAGGCGCCCUGAUGGAGGUGAUGCAGAAAAGGAGUAAAGCCAUUCACUGUUCAGAUGAUGAUGAGGAGGACGAUGAAGAGGAAGACUCUGAUGAUGAUGAUGAAUGGGAAGAUUAGAGUUUCUCCGUAAAUUUGCCCCAUCUCUCUUGACUCCUGUAAAAAUAAGUCCUGUAAAUGCUCGGCUGAUUCCGCUGUAUAUUUUUGUUGCCUUCUACUUUUUUUAAUUAAUCUGUGCAAUAUGAUUAAUUGGGGGGGGGCGGGAUUUGACUAAGCAUUGUCUGUGAAGCUACUCCCUAUGCAGAAUUUGGUUUGAAAAAAAAGCAGACAAAAAGGAUUAAAAACAAAUGGUUACUACAUUGCGAAAUCAGGGGCAGGGACUGCGAGACAAUAAAAAUGACAUGCACAUUAAUUCUGACUGUUUAAAAAAAGCCAGGCAAAGUAACACUAUUUUUUUGAAAAUCAAUCAUUCUGUACCUAAGAAAUAACACUUGUUAAAAACUUUAGCUUUAGCACUAUACAAUUUUUUUAAUGCAGCUCUUAAGAUACUCUGUCCAUUCACCUGCUUAAUUGGCAAAGAAGCUAUGGAGAGAAUUUGCACAGUUCUUAAAUCUUUCACAACAAGAAUGCCCAGAAACUGCUUUGCGGAUAUUCCCAUUUGAGUCUCAGUACACUCACUCAGCAACAACCUUAUCUUCGGUGGUACACUACAGAGAAGCAAUAACUCACAAUUAUUUGUUACCAGUGUCUUAUACUGCAUUCAGCAUCACUACAUCACAACUGCUCCACUCACUGAAAUCUCCUCACCUGUGGUGUCCAUUGCAUUGCACCCCUGGCUGCUCCAAUAUAUACUGAAGACGAGGUUGUUUGUUACAAAUAGGAAUCUGAGUCCCUAUAUUAGAACUAUAAACCGAAACUUUGGGGGUCAAAGGUAAUUUUAACCCUCAUUGCAAGCAUUUGUUCCAUUUAAGAGUUCCUAUUUAUUCAACAGUGUAAAAGAUCAAUGGGAAAUGGCCCAAUAUUGCAGUUGGAGGCUGCAAUUUGGAAUCUGGGUUUGUUGAUCUGUGCUUUAAACUUCUUCAGCCUGUACUGUUGGGAACCGUUGGCCUGGGGUUUGUAUCUAGUCCGGCAGCGGAUCUUGGGGGUUGAUGCCGUUCCAAUAUGGUCUUCUUGAUGUCGCGGCGUCAGAAUUCAGCACCGAACUCCAAGACAUGUUCGCAAAUAUGGAAUGGAACUUAUUAGCUAAAAUGUACUCCUGAAUAAAUGUUCAAAAUUAACCAAAA